Messenger RNA from Hevea brasiliensis (rubber tree), 1537 nucleotides. RefSeq names its product ubiquitin receptor RAD23b. Gene Ontology annotation, biological process: nucleotide-excision repair; proteasome-mediated ubiquitin-dependent protein catabolic process. Bases 238 to 1356 code for a protein of 372 amino acids. Lineage: Eukaryota; Viridiplantae; Streptophyta; Magnoliopsida; Malpighiales; Euphorbiaceae. The record is from RefSeq and is a predicted model, not a curated record. Gene Ontology annotation, molecular function: damaged DNA binding; polyubiquitin modification-dependent protein binding; proteasome binding. The transcript is spliced from 12 exons. Gene Ontology annotation, cellular component: cytosol; nucleoplasm.
AAAAAUAGAAAUUCUGAUUUGGGAGACGUGUCCCACUGUCCAUGGGGCCACCAUAUAAAUAAAACUGAAAUCCAACCCGGUGGGCUCUUGGUGUGCCCUUCCUGGCCUUCCUUCAUUCACUACCUUCACUUAGCACCACCUUUCAUCGCCCUUCCCUCGAUUCCCGCACAGCCCCUUUUUCUAGGGUUUCCUUUUAUCCAGUAAAGCCUCGUCAUUUCUCUGUAUCUUUCUGCGGAAAUGAAGCUCACAGUUAAGACUCUUAAAGGCAGCCAUUUCGAAAUUAGGGUUCAGCCCACCGACACAGUUAUGGCUGUCAAGAAAAAUAUUGAAGAUGUGCAAGGAAAGGACAAUUACCCAUGUGGGCAGCAACUAUUGAUUCAUAAUGGGAAAGUAUUGAAAGACGAGACUACAUUAGCGGAUAACAAGGUCAAUGAAGAUGGUUUUCUCGUUGUAAUGCUUAGCAAGAGUAAAACUUCAGCUGGGACCUCAUCGACCCAGCCUGCUGCUGCACCUGCAACUACACCAACUUCAAACUCAACUCCUGAAGUUGAAGUUCAAGCACCGGCCUCGAAGAACACGUCUGCUUCUGAAACAGCAACAGCCAUUGCACAAACUGAUACCUAUGGUCAAGCUGCUUCAAAUUUAGUUGCUGGUAAUAAUCUUGACCAGACUAUUCAACAAAUAAUGGAUAUAGGAGGUGGGACCUGGGAUAAAGAAACAGUUACUCGUGCACUUCGGGCAGCCUAUAACAAUCCAGAACGAGCAGUGGAUUACUUGUACUCUGGUAUUCCAGAAGCAGCAGAAGUUGCUGUCCCAGUUUCUCAUUUCCCUGCAGGUCAGGCAACUGAAACAGGUGCAGCAGGAGCUGCACCUGGAUCUGGAGCACCUAAUACAUCUCCCUUGAAUAUGUUCCCCCAGGAGACACUUUCUGCUGCUGCUGGUGGUGGUGGCGGUGGCAGUGGGGGACUUGGAUCCCUUGAUUUCCUUAGAAGCAAUCAACAGUUCCAAACAUUGCGUUCAAUGGUUCAGGCAAAUCCUCAAAUUUUACAGCCCAUGCUUCAGGAACUUGGAAAGCAAAAUCCUCACCUAUUAAGAAUGAUUCAAGAACAUCAUGCUGAAUUUCUUCAGUUAAUAAAUGAACCUCUUGAAGGUUCUGAAGGGGAUAUAUUUGAUCAGGUUGACCAAGACAUGCCUCAUGCUAUCAAUGUGACCCCUGCUGAACAGGAGGCUAUUGAACGGCUUGAGGCUAUGGGAUUUGAUAGAGCCCUUGUCAUCGAGGCAUUUUUGGCUUGUGAUCGCAAUGAGGAAUUGGCAGCUAACUACCUUUUGGAAAAUGCUGGAGAUAUUGAGGAUUGAGCAGAGAACCUUAUCCUGUUGGAUUUAUAGUUUUUCGUUUUUGUUUUUAUUUAUUUAAUUAUUAUUAUUAUUAUUUUAUAGAUGGAUCCUUGCCUUUGUCGGCAUCUUUGGUAGUGUUUGGAUUACAUUGUAAGCCCUGAUCACGAUUCCUUAAAAGUAAUUUUAGGAACGUUUUAUGGCA